AGGGCCAAGCAGCGUGGCUCCCGAGGGAGUUGGUGGGCAGCAGGGGAGACAAUAGCAAACAUGCUGUGUGGGCUCAGCCGGGAGACCCCUGGAGAGGCGGACGAUGGGCCCUACUCCAAAGGAGGCAAGGACGCAGGAGGGGCCGAUGUUUCCCUGGCGUGCCGCAGACAGAGCAUUCCAGAGGAGUUCCGAGGGAUCACUGUGGUGGAGCUGAUCAAGAAAGAAGGCAGCACGCUGGGCCUGACUAUCUCAGGUGGCACCGACAAGGAUGGAAAGCCCAGGGUCUCCAACCUGAGACCUGGGGGACUUGCAGCCAGGAGUGAUCUGCUGAACAUUGGUGACUAUAUUCGGUCUGUGAACGGGAUCCACCUGACCAGGCUCCGCCACGAUGAGAUCAUCACCCUGCUCAAGAAUGUGGGCGAGCGCGUGGUGCUGGAGGUGGAGUAUGAGCUGCCCCCGCCCGCUCCUGAGAAUAACCCAAGGAUCAUUUCAAAGACAGUGGACGUCUCCCUCUACAAGGAGGGCAAUAGCUUUGGCUUUGUCCUUAGAGGAGGUGCCCAUGAAGAUGGGCACAAGUCCCGCCCGCUUGUCCUGACCUACGUGCGGCCCGGUGGCCCUGCCGACAGGGAGGGCUCCCUGAAGGUGGGCGACAGGCUGCUUAGCGUCGAUGGAAUCCCGCUGCACGGGGCCAGCCAUGCUACCGCCCUGGCCACCCUGCGGCAGUGCAGCCACGAGGCACUCUUUCAGGUGGAGUAUGAUGUGGCCACCCCUGACACGGUGGCUAAUGCUUCGGGACCCUUGAUGGUGGAAAUAGUCAAGACACCAGGGUCUGCCCUGGGCAUCUCGCUUACCACCACCUCCCUCCGGAACAAGUCAGUCAUCACCAUCGACCGCAUCAAGCCAGCCAGCGUGGUGGACAGGAGCGGAGCCCUGCACCCUGGAGACCACAUCCUGUCCAUCGAUGGCACCAGCACGGAACACUGCUCGCUGCUUGAGGCCACCAAGCUCCUGGCCAGUGUGUCGGAGAAGGUGCGGCUGGAGAUCCUGCCUGUGCCCCAGAGUCAGCGGCCACUGAGGCCCUCAGAGGCAGUGAAAGUGCAGAGGAGUGAGCAGCUGCACCGCUGGGACCCCUGCGUGCCCUCCUGCCACAGCCCCCGGCCCGGCCACUGCAGGAUGCCCACCUGGGCCACACCUGCUGGCCAGGACCAAAGCCGAUCCUUGUCUUCAACUCCCUUUUCCUCGCCAACCUUGAACCACGCCUUUUCCUGCAACAACCCCAGCACCCUUCUCCGUGGAUCCCAGCCCAUGAGUCCUCGAACUACAAUGGGGCGGAGGAGGCAGCGAAGAAGGGAACACAAGAGCUCGUUGUCACUGGCCUCCAGCACGGUGGGGCCAGGCGGGCAGAUUGUGCACACGGAGAUCAUGGAGGUCGUGCUCUGUGGAGACCCCCUCAGCGGCUUUGGCCUCCAGCUCCAGGGCGGCAUCUUCGCCACCGAGACCCUGUCCUCCCCACCCCUCGUGUGCUUCAUCGAGCCUGACAGCCCGGCUGAGAGGUGUGGGCUGCUGCAGGUGGGGGACCGUGUCCUGUCCAUCAAUGGCAUCGCCACCGAGGAUGGGACUAUGGAAGAAGCCAACCAGCUCCUGCGGGAUGCCGCGCUGGCCCACAAGGUCAUGCUGGAAGUGGAGUUCGAUGUGGCGGAGUCCGUCAUCCCAAGCAGUGGCACCUUCCACGUGAAGCUGCCCAAGAAGCGCGGCGUGGAGCUGGGCAUCACCAUCAGCUCGGCCAGCAGGAAACGAGGGGAGCCCCUGAUCAUCUCCGACAUCAAGAAAGGCAGCGUGGCACACAGGACGGGCACCCUGGAGCCAGGCGACAAGCUACUGGCCAUUGACAAUAUCCGCCUGGACAACUGCCCCAUGGAGGACGCCGUGCAAAUCCUGCGGCAGUGUGAGGACCUGGUGAAGCUGAAGAUCCGGAAGGAUGAGGACAACUCUGACGAGCUGGAGACCACGGGUGCCGUCAGCUACACAGUGGAGCUGAAGCGCUACGGGGGCCCCCUGGGCAUCACCAUUUCGGGCACGGAGGAACCUUUUGACCCCAUUGUCAUCUCAGGCCUCACCAAGCGUGGCCUGGCUGAGAGGACUGGUGCCAUCCACGUGGGGGACCGCAUUCUGGCCAUCAACAGCGUUAGCCUCAAGGGCCGGCCGCUGAGUGAGGCCAUCCACCUCCUACAGAUGGCUGGAGAGACUGUCACACUGAAGAUCAAGAAGCAACUAGACCGCCCCCUCCUACCCCGCAAGUCGGGCAGCCUCAGUGAGACCAGCGAUGCUGAUGAGGACCCAGCAGAUGCCCUGAAAGGAGGCCUGCCAGCAGCCCGCUUCUCGCCAGCUGUGCCCAGUGUGGACAGUGCUGUGGAGUCUUGGGACAGCUCGGCCACCGAGGGUGGCUUUGGGGGCCCAGGGUCCUAUGCACCACAGGCAGCAGCCCGGGGCAUGGCCCCCCAGGAGUGGAGGCCUGGCCGGCUGAGGGGCAGCCCCCCACCCACCGAGCCCCAGAGGACGAGCUACACCCCGACCCCAGCUGACGAGAGCUUUCCAGAGGAGGAGGAGGAGGAGGAGGAGGAUUGGGAGCCGCCAACGAGCCCAGCCCCUGGCCCUGCCCGAGAGGAGGGCUUCUGGCGCGUGUUUGGAGAAGCUCUCGAAGACCUGGAGUCAUGUGGUCAGUCAGAGCUGCUGAGGGAACUGGAGGCAUCCAUCAUGACGGGCACCGUGCAGAGGGUGGCCCUCGAGGGCAGGCCUGGCCACCGGCCUUGGCAGAGGGGCCGGGAGGUACGAGCCUCUCCUGCAGAGAUGGAGGAGCUGUUACUGCCUACACCCUUGGAGAUGCACAAGGUGACCCUGCAUAAGGACCCCAUGCGGCAUGACUUUGGUUUCAGCGUCUCAGAUGGCCUCCUGGAAAAAGGUGUCUACGUCCACACUGUGCGCCCUGAUGGGCCAGCCCACCGCGGGGGCCUCCGGCCCUUCGACAGGGUCCUGCAGGUCAACCACGUCCGUACACGGGACUUCGACUGCUGCCUGGCAGUGCCACUCCUGGCCGAGGCGGGCGAUGUCUUAGAGCUGGUCAUCAGCCGCAACCCGCACACAGCACACAGCAGCCGGGCCCCCCGAGCGCCAGGCCCCAGCAGUCCCCGGAUGCUCUGAAGUCAGCAUGUGGGCCGAACUCCUAAGAGGCCACCCAGGCAGAUCCUGGCUCCCAGACACGUAGCUGGGCUGGAGAAGCGGCCACCCACUCAUUCGUCUGUUGGUCUGGCAGACUCUGAGCCUGGGAUGAUGCUUGGUCUCUGUUCCCCAGGUCUGUGGUGACUGGGGUGCCAGGCAGGGAGGCCAUGCCCUAGUUGGAGUGACAGCUGGGGUCUCUCGCUAAGUUGGGUCUCCAAGAUGCCCAGAGGAGCCUCCCUUAAGAAGGGUUGGCACAGGCUGCUCAGCCAAGGAGAGAGGUCUGGGGGCUGUCCCAGGUCUCUGUGGGGCCUCCUUGGAGAGGUCGAAGAUGUAGGGAGCAUUUCCUCCCAGCAGAGCCAUGGAGCUGGAAUGAGCUGCAAGGAGGAGUGAGUUCUCGGUCACAGGAGGUGAGCAGGCAGGAGCUGGAUCCCCCAGCGCAGUCAUGCAUUGGGGCAUGAGGCAUUCCCAUGAUGCGUGCACACGCGCUCGGGGGUUGGCUUCCUGAUGGGGAGCCACUUCGUCUAGAGACUCGGCCACCAGGAAGGAUGCUGCUUCGGAUGGGAGCCCAGCUCCUUCGCUUCUCCAGAAUGGGGGUUUGGGGCUUGCUAGUCCUGAGAUGCUGAGAUUCCCAGAAUCUGGUCCCCACUUAUGAGACUCUUAAGUUGGGGCUUCUGGGAUCCCAGGAAGUGCUGGCCCUUUGAUUCUGAAAGUGGGUGAUUCUUUCAUUUCGGCAUCUCAGUCUGAAGCUUCUGGGACUUGAGACUGUGGUUCUGGGCCCAUUGGGCAGGCUCUAUGGGCCUUGGGCUCUCAGCCCUCCUGCUUCUUCUGUAGGCCGUGUGGCCACUGACCCAUCUGCACGCCCGCUCAGCCCAAGCCCCUCCACGUGGGAGGGGUCAUUUUGGGGCAAAAGACCCUGGAGCUUCCAUUCACCUGCCAUCCAACGAAGAUUGAAAAGCGAUGGACGCAGGACCUGUGAGGUGGUAGCACUCCUCUUUACAGCCAGAUUAGUGGAGGAAGAGGAGAAAGAGGAAGGGAGAUGGGAGAGAAGUGGGCCAGAGAAAAAGAUGGGACACUCUUGCCCAGUGGAGGGUGUCCAAAGUGGGUAUUCAAAGAAGUCUAUUCCCACUUGAAAUCUGGAAGCACCAGCAUCCCUUAAAAUCAUUGUCCUCAAUGUCCACAAAUCAGAGACCCUCUUCAUUUUGAGAAGGGUGCGGGCCUCCCCUGGUGGUCCAGCGAGUGGUGCCUGGGAUGGAGUGGGCAGGCGGGUGUAGCCAGGGCUGGGGAUGUGCUUUGCCUGGCCCAGUUCUCACAGGGGUCUCAGGAAAACGGGGCACCCAUUCCCACCUCCAUCUGUCUCCAACCUGGGGUCCCUGGAGGCCAGAAAAGUGCUCUUCCAUUUGAGGGAACAGAUGAGGAGUCAAGAGGUCUGUUCUUUUCACCCUGGGUCUGUUACAUGUUUGCUGUGUGACCCUGUCUGGGUUGGACCCCAAGCCCCUCUGGACGAUCACAGGUGGACAGUCUGAGCAGACACAGGCCUCCUGGUCAGGGCCAGAAGCAUCUCUGCCGACCCACCAAGGCCCCCUUGGGGAUCUGCCCACGCUGUCUCCUGGUGGCCUGCCUCCCUUACCCCUCCCCUCCACUUCUCCGGGCCCCGCCCCUCGGUGCCCUCCCUGAGGGCCCUGCAUGCUUGUGCCUGGGGUGCUCAGCGCCUCUGCUAUCUUGGAUUCCUGUGUACUCAGCCCAGGGUGAAAGGGCACUGUCUACCUGUCACAGGGCACCAAGUGAAAGCCAAGAGCCCUCACUUUUGGGGGUGAGGGACAGCACAGCAGAGGUGUGGCUUCUGGAUGAAAGCAGCCAUAGCUGUGUGACCUUGGACAGGUGGCUCAGCCUCUCUGGACCUCUGCUAAGCAACAGGGCUGGACAGGACACACUCUCAGGGCCUCUCGGCUUGGGAAAACUGCAUUGACUCCAGGACUCCAGGCGAGGGAAGAUGCACCCGACUCUUAACUAAUACCCCCUCUCCCUCCUCGGGCUGAAGCCUCUGCCAUUCUCCCAAACGUAUGCAAUCAGGCCCGCGGUGGGCCUCCCAGCCACGCCGGCCUCCUCAUAUGCAAUAUUUCUUCUGGCUUCUCAUGGGGAUGGUUCAUCCCCGACUUGACAUUUCCUGACACCUUUCCCCAGUGAGCACCCUGCCUGCCUAUGCAUUUUGAGAACAGCCCCUGUGACAUGUCCCCUUCCACCUGCCCCCUCCCCCAAAGCUGUAUUUUUCUCUGGCUGAGAUUAGAACAUAUUCCUUGUAAAGUAUUUUUCUACAUUGGGUUUUCUUAGGGCUCUUGGGAAGCACAAGGGGCUGUAUUGCAAAGGCCGCUCACGGUCUGUUUGGGGCCCUCGUCUAAGUCUUUGUCCCACCAGGGGUUGCAGUGGCUUGGGGGUAAGUGCUAUGGGGAUGAUUUUUUAAAAUAAAAUUAUUUAAAUCCACCUAGAGUAGAAGUUUGCUUUUUAAAAAAAAUCAUGGGUUGGCAAGAGUCAGCUUCUGUAUGGGUCUGGUGACAGCUCACCUGCUUUUGAUGAUUCAUUAAUUCAAAAAGUUUGCCAUUUGCUUCCAUCAUCCAGCCCCUGGGCAACAUGAAUCAGACAGAUUUAGGUCAUGUCUGCACAUUCUGGUGGCAGGCAAACAAUCAACAAGUAAACAAAUAAAUAAUUAUUUCAAAAGGCAUCAAGUGCAACAAAGAAAACGAAGGAGUAAUGGGAUAGAGGGACCAGGGUGAGGGGCUUUAGCUCACAAUGUUAGGAGGGGUUUCUCUCAAGAGGCGACACUUGCAAUGAGACCUGAAGACAGGAGCCAGCCUCCAUGGAGACCCGGAGGAGGAGUGUCUCAGGCAGCGGGCACAGCCAGUGCAAAGGCCCUGAGAUAGGAACGGGUUUGACGGUUUCAAGGAAGAGAAAGAAGGCCUGGGAGGGGAAUGGGGCUGGAGACUAGGUUGGAGGUAGCAGGGAUCAGUCGUGAAGGCUUGGGUAGGGGGAACGAAUUUGAUUCUCUGUGCAGCAGAAAGCCAGAGGCAGGCAGUGGUGCCUGCAUAUGGAGUCUCUUUAGCCCAGGUUGGGAAGGUAGUGGCAGGGGGGGCAGCCUGGGGUCUGGCUGCUGCCCUGGAGUAUCCAGAGAGUGUCUAGGGCAGGUGAGCUGCAAGGUCUGGGACCCAGAGGCCAGGGCCAGGCCCCACUGGGGAGGCCACAGUUCUAUGAGCAGAGGAAGAGCUUCUUUUCCAGGAGGCGAGUUUUCUGUCUUGGGAGUGGUGUAGGCAGAGGAAAGGCCAAGGCAGGCAGCAGGCCCUGCUCUAAGCGCUUUGCAAGAGCUUGCUGGAUCCUCCCAAUAGCCUUCGGAGGUGGGCUCUGUUCUUGUCCCAUCAUUACAGAUGAGGAAACAGGCACAGAGAGGUUGAGUAACUUGCCCAGCCCAAGGCCACACAGGUAGUAAGGGAUGGAACCAGGGCUUGAACACAAGCCACAUAGCCAGAACACAUAGAGGGAGGGAGGUAGGCAGAGGCUGUCAGAAAGAGCCAGAAAAUAGGGGUAGGGUGGUCUUCUACUCUAACAUUGUCUAAAAAUGAGUUACUGAGAAUUUUGUCUGGUUAGUUGGACAAAGGACUCAAACGACUCCUGAGUUUGUCCAUCCCAAAGGGUGGGGGGCGAAGGCUGCCCCAAACAUGGACCUGUUCUGACCCCAGAGAGCCCCUAGUUGGGUAUUAAUGAGUGCCUGCACCUGGUGGGGUGGGGGGGAGAAGGGCAAUCAGGUUUGCUCCUCCUCUACCCUUUCCCCCACCCCGCCACCCGCUUUCUGCACUUCUGGCAGGGCAGCCCAAGGCUAAAAAGGAGGGACUGAAAGCCGCAGCAGGUAAGCACCUAAGGCUAACAGCAUCACCUCCAAUCAUCCCGGUGGCCUUGAUGGGGACAAUGGUUUAUUCCAGAUGGGGAAACUGAGGCUCAGAUGACUGCUGCCAGAUCUGCCAGCUGUACAGGCCUGGGCAUGUAGCAGGUAGAAUCAGUAGAGCCAGUAGAGCCAAGAGCUCAUGGGCCUGGGUGCAAAUCCAGGUUCUUUCAUGGACUUGCUGUGUACCCCUGAGUGAGCAAGCUGCUUCCUCUGCGAGCCUCCAUGUCGGAACCUCUAACCUGGGAAAAUACCUACCUUUGAGGGAUUGGACGGAAAGCCCUUUAUAAAACGUAAAGCGUUUGCCAAACGUUGCGGGGGAAAUACCUCACCAGAACACAACCCACACAUGUUGGAUGUUAAAAAGGAAAUGUUUAUUUUCAUGUUAUAAGGUGAUUACAAACUCCUCUAAAAAAAGCAAAGAUGAAUUUAAAAUAUCAAUAUACAUAUUUAUCUAAAAAGCAAAAGAGAAAAAAACCCCUGCAAAAUACAGGGAAUCAUGUCAUAAAACAUUUAUACACAAAAGCUUGUAUACUGCAAGACUGAACUACACACCAAGGAUCUUGUUCAAAUACAAAUGUUCCUCCUCAGAAAAGUCUCUUGUUGGUUGAUUCUUUUUUAUAAAAGUUUAAAAUAUCUUAAAAAUAUUUUGAAGUUUUAAAAAAAUGUCCUGAUGAGCCAGACAUAUUUCUGGAAGGAGGCAAGACCCAUGUUCUCAGCUUUCUCUUGUGCUAAAUACAGAGUCACAGUUGCUAGGGAUUGGGAGAUUAAUUGGG
Messenger RNA from Nomascus leucogenys (northern white-cheeked gibbon), 7917 nucleotides. The record is from RefSeq and is a predicted model, not a curated record. NCBI's taxonomy places the organism in Eukaryota, Metazoa, Chordata, Mammalia, Primates, Hylobatidae.